Messenger RNA from Saccoglossus kowalevskii, 817 nucleotides. Its product is annotated as WD repeat-containing protein 55-like. Gene Ontology annotation, molecular function: protein binding. NCBI's taxonomy places the organism in Eukaryota, Metazoa, Hemichordata, Enteropneusta, Harrimaniidae. The record is from RefSeq and is a predicted model, not a curated record.
AUUAUAAAAUUAUCUAGCUUUGGGAUUCUAGAAAAGAAAAAGCGAUCAUGGAAGUGAGAGAAAAUGAAGAUUUCAUUAGUGCUUUAGCCAUAGACGAUAAGCAAAAAACACUUCUUGCAACAUGUGGAGAUGGUACUCUAUCUGUUUUCAAUAUUCGUAGACAUAGAUUUGAUUUGCAGUCUGAAACUAUGGAUAGUGAGAUGUUGGCAUUGGCUGUCUGUAAGCGUGGCCGAAAAAUUGUCUGUGGAAUGGGCGAUGGAGCAUUGAAUCUUUUUAAUUGGUCAGAAUGGGGCAAUUUAAGUGAUCGGUUUCCAGGACAUCCAACUUCUAUUGAUUGUAUGGUCAAAGUAACUGAUGAUAUUGUCUGUACAGGGUCAUUGGAUGGUACUAUUAGAGCUGUUCACAUCCUGCCCAACAGGUUUCUAGGAAUUGUGGGAGAACAUGAAGAUUUCCCGAUUGAAAGUCUUGCUGUCUCACAUGACCAAUCAAUUCUCAUUAGUUCAUCUCAUGACCAGAAAAUAAAAUUUUGGAAUAUUCAGGAAUUAGACCACAUUGAUGUUGAUCCUCAGGAGAAAUGCAAAAAGAAAAAAAGGAAAAAUAAACGACUAAACACCAGUGGAAAGGAAGAGGUGGAUUUUUUUGCAGAUCUUGAAUGAAGGAAUUACAGAAUGAAGAAUGAGAAUGAAGUAACGUCUCCAUUGCAUGUACACUGCAACAUUUGAAGAUGCAUUUAUGCGUUUAUGAUAUACUUUUAUAAUUUCAGAUUUGUAUAGCAUCGUGACAUCAAUACUACAAAAUUAAAGCAGUCUUUGUUCCU